Ceratina calcarata is the source of this 1154-nucleotide messenger RNA. RefSeq names its product trans-2,3-enoyl-CoA reductase Sc2. The transcript is spliced from 5 exons. Gene Ontology annotation, molecular function: oxidoreductase activity, acting on the CH-CH group of donors; protein binding. The record is from RefSeq and is a predicted model, not a curated record. Bases 208 to 1110 code for a protein of 300 amino acids. NCBI's taxonomy places the organism in Eukaryota, Metazoa, Arthropoda, Insecta, Hymenoptera, Apidae. Gene Ontology annotation, biological process: very long-chain fatty acid biosynthetic process.
AGCAGAAUUUCAUUGGUCAUCGGAAAGAAAUUGAACUUUGAGCGAUUAUACGACUACAGCGCCUCGAAUCAUACGAUCCAUACACGUUCGCUGGUUUACUCAGGCCACUCAGGUCAUUCGCGCAGUGGUUGUGUGGCACGGUCUUGCAGAGUAAUCGUCGCUUCGUUUUUCAAGUUCUAAAGUCACUGUAAAUCGGAUCAUCCAAUAAUGGAGAUUCAAAUCCUGACCGCGAAGUCAUCGAAAUUCCUAGCAAACGUGACCGUGAAACAUAAUGCAACUAUACGCGAAGUUAAAGAGGAAUUGUUUAAAUUGAAAAAGGGGCCCAAUGUUCAUAGACAAAGUUUGAGACUAGAACCCAAAGGAAAAGCUUUGUCUGAUUCAGAUACUUUAAGGAGUUUGUCCAUUUCCGAUGGUGGAAAAUUAUAUCUGAAAGAUCUUGGACCUCAGAUUAGUUGGAAAACCGUCUUCUUGAUAGAAUACGCUGGCCCACUGGUUUUAUAUCUAUGGAUAUACCAACGUCCAUGGAUAUUUUACGGUGAUGUUGCCACAUCAAAAAUUGAUAAUGUAGUCCACGUGGCGGCUGGUUGUUGGGCUGUGCAUUAUGCGAAAAGGCUACUAGAAACACUGUUCGUGCAUAGAUUCAGUCACGCAACAAUGCCCCUGCAAAAUCUAUUUAAGAACUGUUCGUACUAUUGGCUGUUUGCUAUGUACAUAGCGUACCAUGUAAAUCAUCCAUUGUAUACGGCGCCGGGUUAUACUCAGUUCCUCACUGGACUGGGAAUAUUCUCUAUUUGUGAAUUGGGUAACUUGAGUAUUCAUAUAGCUCUGAGGAACUUGAGACCGCCGGGAUCUACAGUCAGGAAAAUACCAGUACCCACUAGCAAUCCUUUAACAAUCUUAUUUAAUUUCGUUUCUUGCCCAAAUUACACUUACGAAGUUGGUAGCUGGAUUGGUUUCACCAUCAUGACUUCGUGUCUUCCAGCUGGACUUUUCACUUUUGCUGGUGCUUAUCAAAUGAGUAUUUGGGCAUUAGGAAAACACAGAGCAUACAAGAAAGAGUUUUCUCAAUACCCAAAAUGUAGAAAAGCCAUCAUUCCAUUUGUCCUUUAAAUGUUACGUUAAUUUUAAUUAACUUAUAAACACGCUGGCAAUUA